UAUUUAUUUUUUUCCCCCUGCUAAAUGCCUUCUCAGCAUGGCAGUCAGGAGCCGCAAACCACACUGGAAUUUACAGAGCGGCAGCGCUGCCGUUUGAUCUUCUUUAAUGGUACUGUCGAGACUGGCUGGAAAUCAGAUGCUAUCUCAGGCCUAUGCCAAGUUUGCUGGUGCUCCUCUUAAAGUUCACAAAAUCACCAACCCAUGGAGAAGCCCUACAGGUACUCUGCCUGCUCUGAAGACCAGGGAAGAAGGAAGCAUCUCCCAACCCAGUAAGAUCAUCAUUCAUCUCAGGAAACAGAAGUACAAUGCAGACUAUGACCUAUCAGCAAAGGAGGGCGCAGAUACGCUUGCCUUUGUCUCCCUACUGGAGGAGAAACUGCUACCUGCACUGAUCUACACACUGUGGAUAGACUCUAAAAACUAUGUGGAUGUUACACGGUGCUGGUAUGCAGAAAACAUCUCCUUCCCUUUCAACUUCCUGCUACCCAACCGCAUACAUGGCCAGCAGCUGGAGAAGUUGAGGCUUGUGAGGGGAGACCCAGUCCUGGAGGCUGGUGAACAGCUGGAGAAAGAGCUUUAUCGUGAUGCAUUUGAAUGUAUGACCCUGCUAUCGCAGAGACUGGGGUCACAGAAAUUCUUCUUCGGAGACUCUCCCUCAUCGCUGGACGCGUAUGUGUUUGCACACCUGGCUCCUCUGUUGAAGAUCAAACUGCCUAAUGGAAAACUCCAGCAGCACCUGAACUCUCUGAACAACCUGCAGCAGUACUGCACCAACAUCCUAGCACUCUACUUCCCCUCUGAUGCACGAGAGGCACCAGGUCAUAAGAUUCAUGCUCAGCCUGAUAGCAGCGGCAGCGACUUCGACAACGAACCCCACAAGCGGCGUAACCAGAUUCUGUCUGUUCUGUUUGCUGUGGGAGCCAUGCUGGGUUACGCCAUCCUCACCGGGAUCGUUACGAUCAAGCGUGAGCAGCCACAGCUGAAGAACUCCAGGCAUGAUGAUGAAGAUGAUGAUGAAGAUGAGGACUAAAGACAGAAGAGAACAUGGGAUGGGAGGCACAAGGGACAACAAGUGCACAUUAUCACUCACUUGCCGUUCAGAGUGAAGCUGCACACACUAUUACCUCAGUUCUUUAAAAUCUCCCACCAUGCACGUGUGCGCUAUAACGGAAUCGCUCACUUGAUGUAGCCUCAAGCGAGCCCAUAUUGGUGCUUUUAAUUAUUGUUAAUAUAAUUGUUACUAUAAUAGUUGUGAUAUGUAAUUUUGUCAGGUCUCGCACGGGCAGGAAUUUUGACUUGAUUUUUUUAGGUCAUUAAAAGACUUGUCACAGUUUUAAUGUUUUAUCUUCUGGUCAGCAUUCAAGUAAAAAAAAAACGCUCCAUCUGGGUAACAUUUAUCUUAAAUAUUAAAAAGACAAACACUGAUAUGAGAGAACUGGUCUGUGCUCCAUUUUGACAGUACUACUCAUCAUGGCCCUUAUGAAAAUUAACCAGUUUUAUUAUAGUAAAAGUGUAGUAGCAAUGUUUUUUUGCAGAUUGAUUACCAUUUGUAUAACCACAGUUUUACUACAAAUACAAUGGUUAAACUAUGGUUAGUGUAGCAAAACCAUGGUUAGUUUGUGGUUACCGUGGUUUAACUACAAAAACCAUGUUUUUUGGUUUUAUUUGUUGUAAAACCAAAGUUGAUUUUUGUAAGGGGAAACUUAGGAAUUAGGAACACAGAAGAAACGUUAACAGCUGCACCAUUAUGCUUUAACACUUUUAGACAAGCUGAAAAUAUUACAUUAAUUUGGUGCAGUGACCUGAUAUUCUGUCCUGCAGACUAAACAUGCUGUCAAGCUAUAUUAACGUUUCCAACGCAUUGCAGAAAUCACGCAGAGUAAACUUGUCGGACUUCUUAUCUUAAACCAACCAUCUAUGAGCUCUCUGACCACUCUAGACCCAAAGCUUUAUAAAUCAGCCAGAUUUUAAAGCUCUCCUGAGGACUGUGGAGGAGAACUUUAUUAUUUCAUGCCAAACGUUGCAGUUAAGUCAGAGUCUGUGGCCAUUAUACAGCUGUGCUUCUCCGUCCAGUCUCUCACUGGAAACCCAAGGCACACUGGGGUUAACCCUUUUGUUUCUCUGAGGCCAGACCUGACCGAUAUCUCACUGGCUUUCCACAAAACAACUUUACUGUCAGUCACUGUUAAAUCAUGACAGGAUUCCACAUUUAUUGCGCAAUGUUUGGUUUGGAACAUGCUGUUCAUUUUCUGUAUUUUGCUAGUCUAUAAAUAAAAAGAAAUCAACAUGA
Onychostoma macrolepis is the source of this 2290-nucleotide messenger RNA. It is a transcript of the gene mtx1b, whose product is annotated as metaxin 1b. Gene Ontology annotation, biological process: mitochondrion organization. Lineage: Eukaryota; Metazoa; Chordata; Actinopteri; Cypriniformes; Cyprinidae. Bases 107 to 1030 code for a protein of 307 amino acids. The record is from RefSeq and is a predicted model, not a curated record. The transcript is spliced from 8 exons. Gene Ontology annotation, cellular component: SAM complex.